AUGGCAACGAAUACGAUUUUAUUGCUGGGUCCGCGAGAUUGGCUUCACAGAAAUCGUGUUGCAAGAGGAGAACAGGCCGGUAUUCCGACCGGCAGGAACGGCGAAUCUGCUUCCGUGCGAACUCCGGAGGCCUUCAUCAUCUCUCAGGUUCAAAGAUCCGUGGGGAACAUGAAUGCCGGGCUGAUCGCGGCAAAACCCGUGCUGGAGAGAUACACAGCUAUAAUGACUCCGGAUCGUGACGGUGGGUUGGCGAAAUUACGUCGAGGCCUGGAUCUAGAGCAUUACAGCGCUCUGAUUAUCACUUCCGCGAACUCAAAAGUUGUCUUCAGGCUCAGCUCCUUUGACAGAGUGCGGUGGGUAGCUGUUGAUGAAAAAGUGCUGAGGCAGCUAGUAGAAAUGCCCAGGAAGAACAAUGUUGAAUUGAAGGAACCCCUUCCAUAUCGCAAGAUGAAUGCAUACGAGAGACAUGCCGGCAUUACGCCUAUAACGUCACCACAUUUGGCCGCUCCAAUUGCAGCAACGACAUUCGAAGAUGGCCUAUCCGAACAACCUGAAGGCAAUGGACGUUUCUGA
This is a messenger RNA of Rhinocladiella mackenziei CBS 650.93, 573 nucleotides long. RefSeq lists its product as uncharacterized. NCBI's taxonomy places the organism in Eukaryota, Fungi, Ascomycota, Eurotiomycetes, Chaetothyriales, Herpotrichiellaceae. The transcript has a single exon. The record is from RefSeq and is a predicted model, not a curated record. Bases 1 to 573 code for a protein of 190 amino acids.